UCCCGGCGCCUGCAGCAGCAGAAGGUCCGUUCUAUCCGUGCGUUGUACAGAACAACGGUCUAUACACAUACAUACAUACAUACAUACAUACAACAUGACAAUUAAUUUCCGUUGCACAUCUUCCACCGCCACUUGGGCUGUUUCCGUCGCCGUCACCGCCGCCAUAUUGGUGGCGUCACCAGCUGAGUGCGCUCGCGCAUUCUUCGUCUUCGGUGAUUCUUUAGUCGACAAUGGCAACAAUAACUAUUUGGCUAGCACCGCCAGAGCCGACGCCCCCCCUUACGGCAUCGACUACCCCACGCACCGCGCCACCGGCCGGUUUUCCAACGGAUUCAACAUUCCCGACCUCAUAAGUCAGACGCUGGGGGCAGAAUCGACAUUGGCGUAUUUAAAUCCACAGUUGAAUGGGGAAAAGUUGCUGGUCGGAGCUAACUUCGCGUCCGCCGGAAUUGGGAUUCUCAACGACACCGGCGUUCAAUUCGCGCAGAUAAUCAGGAUGUAUCAGCAAUUGGAGUAUUUCCGGCAAUACCAAGCUAGGGUUACGGCGCUGAUCGGACCAGAGCAGACGCAGCUCCUCGUCAACGGCGCGCUCGUCCUCAUCACGCUCGGCGGCAACGAUUACGUCAACAAUUACUUCCUCACUCCGGUCACUUUCCGCAGGCUGCAAUUCAAUCUCCAGGACUUCUCGAAACUCAUCGUCUCCGAGUACAGGAAGAUUCUCCUGAGACUGUACGAAUUGGGGGCGCGGAGGGUGCUGGUGACGGGGACGGGGCCGCUAGGGUGCAUACCGGCGGUCCUGGCGACGAGGAGCCGGAACGGGCAGUGCGCGGAGGAGCCGCAGCAAGCGUCCGCCAUUUUCAAUGCUCUUCUGAUACAGAUGGUCGGAGCCAUCAAUCAAGAGGUAGGAUCAGAUGCAUUUGUAGCCUUCGAUGGAAUGCGAAUGCAGAACGACUUCAUCUCCAACCCCCAAGCGUACGGAUUUGUGACGUCAAAAAUAGCUUGUUGUGGGCAAGGGGCAUACAAUGGAGUUGGGCUGUGCACUGCACUGUCAAAUUUGUGCCCUAACAGAGAAGUGUACGCAUUUUGGGAUGCAUUUCAUCCUUCAGAAAAGGCAAACAGAAUUGUUGUUAGAUCGAUACUUACUGGUUCUGAGGAAUACAUGUUCCCGAUGAAUCUGAGCACCAUCAUUGCCCUGGAUCUCCAAAAGGAGAAAUCCCGAACAUGAACAUGAACAUAAACAUGAUUGAUCGCAUUUAACCUGAUUGUGAUCAUAUCAUAUAUCAAAUGUCUUUGAAAUUUUCUUUAAUUUACUUUCCACACUCAUUGAGCAAAUGAAUUAAUAGUAGUGCUUGUUAGUUAGCUUUGUUCGAUCUGAAUCAUGUAAUUGAAUAAUGAUGAUUCGUUGUUUCCUUCAAUUUCACGAAAUUUGUGACAAUGGUUGAGCAAAUUGGACAUAACUGUAGUGUCUCCUGUCAAGGUUAUAACUUAUAUGCAUGUAUUCGUCCAACAAUUUUUAUUUUAUUUUAUCUUUUGACAUA
This is a messenger RNA of Andrographis paniculata, 1538 nucleotides long. Its product is annotated as GDSL esterase/lipase At5g33370-like. NCBI's taxonomy places the organism in Eukaryota, Viridiplantae, Streptophyta, Magnoliopsida, Lamiales, Acanthaceae. Bases 95 to 1225 code for a protein of 376 amino acids. The record is from RefSeq and is a predicted model, not a curated record. Gene Ontology annotation, molecular function: hydrolase activity, acting on ester bonds. The transcript has 5 exons.